CAGAUUCGUCAUAAGUCAUACAGUGAUAGUUUUUUGCAUUGAAUAUAUGUUUUUAUGAGUUAAUUGCGGAUGAUAUUAUAAGAGGGAACACUUAUAUGUCGAACAUCCUACCCAGAAACCAUGUUUUCAACAAUACCGGUCUCAUGGCGUGAUGGCUAUUCUCAAAACGUGACCUUGACAGAACUUAAUAACGACCUUGUCCUACUGCACGCUCCCGCGAUAGUCAUCUUUACCGUCCUCAUGGUUAUUGGUGUUCUUGGCAAUGUUGUAGUGCUGAUCAUCUUUAUUCCAUCUCCUUCGUCUUUACAAAAGGUUUGUAUUCUAUGGUUGGCAGUCAUCGACUUAGUGGCGUGUUGCGUUGGAAUACCCAUUCUCUUAGUCAGCAUGUAUCUCCCAUAUCACUUCCCGUCCGAGAAACUUUGUCAAAGCGUUCGCUUUAUGCACGUUUUCCUCGUCAGUAAUGCCAUCUUCAUUCUCGUGUUCAUCGCUGUGGAACGCCAGAGAACGCUUGGAAAACUAGGUCAGAGAACGUCGGUUACGAGAACAAAUGUGAUUUGCUGCAUCGCGUGUUUUGCUGGUGGAGUGAUUGCAGCUCCUUCGGUGAUAGUGUACGGUAAUAGGACUGUUCAGACAGGAGUAUAUAACAUGACGGGAACCGAGUGUUUUGUACAGGACCAUUUAGAAAAUGCUCUGUUGGCAAAGCUUUAUUUCGUUUUCCAGCUUGUGUUAACGGUGGUUUGUUUAGUGAUAAUGAUUAUUAUGUACGUGAAAAUAGGGCGUAUGCUUAAAUGGCACAAGACAUUUAGGAAAAAAUCCUUGCGUUUGUCAACAAGUAGUAUCGCCACUUCUUCAUCUCGCUUGUCUACGAAUGGAAGACAUGCUCCGAGUACUAUAACUGACAGUCAUAAUUCGUGUCAAUGGAACAGCCGAAGAAGCAAGAGUCAUAAACCAAGACAAGAUGCAGACACAAUUUCUGAUGAAAUGACCAAGAUGUUCUUCGCAGUAACUGUGAUAUUCUUUUUUUCAUUUAUUCCACAUUUGAUAAUUAUUGUGAUGACGCAAUUUAAUAAGAAAUUUUCGCAGGAUAUGACGUCCUCAGAUAUUGUAUUUUACAAUAUAUUCUUGCGUUCUUUCGUCAUUAAUAAUGUGACAAAUCCUAUUGUGUAUUUAGUAUUUAUGUUGAAUUUUCGAAAAGCAUGUCGAAAAUUGUUUUGCCGUUGUUUUCAUGUGAAGGAAACAUAUAGUGUUACAUGAUAUAUAUAUUAGUUUUAUGAGUGCAGUGUCAUCAAAAAAGUAUUGCUAUUUCAAUACGUUAAGACAGACAACAAAUACCGUUUAUUUCGACUUGUAAAAUUCAAAUUGUCAACAACACAUAUGAUGUAUAAUGUAUAUAUAAUGAUAAAUGUUAACGUGCAUGAAUAGUAACAAACAAUGUUGUACUAAAAACACAAACAAAGUAUUUCGUUAGUGUGUUCUAGAAUUGAUGAAUAGUGUAUACUAUGAAAAUAAACGAAA
Messenger RNA from Mya arenaria, 1515 nucleotides. Its product is annotated as probable G-protein coupled receptor 45. The record is from RefSeq and is a predicted model, not a curated record. NCBI's taxonomy places the organism in Eukaryota, Metazoa, Mollusca, Bivalvia, Myida, Myidae. Gene Ontology annotation, molecular function: neuropeptide receptor activity. Gene Ontology annotation, biological process: neuropeptide signaling pathway. The coding region runs from base 121 to 1254 and encodes 377 amino acids. Gene Ontology annotation, cellular component: membrane. The transcript has 4 exons.